Messenger RNA from Macrosteles quadrilineatus (aster leafhopper), 2207 nucleotides. RefSeq names its product malate dehydrogenase, mitochondrial-like. The transcript is spliced from 7 exons. The record is from RefSeq and is a predicted model, not a curated record. Gene Ontology annotation, molecular function: L-malate dehydrogenase (NAD+) activity. The coding region runs from base 103 to 1128 and encodes 341 amino acids. Gene Ontology annotation, biological process: tricarboxylic acid cycle; malate metabolic process. NCBI's taxonomy places the organism in Eukaryota, Metazoa, Arthropoda, Insecta, Hemiptera, Cicadellidae. Gene Ontology annotation, cellular component: cytoplasm; mitochondrion.
UGAUUUGUCUUCUGCUUCUGUCUCUCUGCUGAUCCAGCUCACCUCUGGCACACAGCCCAUCAAGCUUUAACAAAAUCCGUGCAGUUAAUUUUAUACAUAAACAUGUUUUCUAGAUUUGUGAAACCUCAAGUUAUUUCUGUUGUGUUUAACAAUGCUAAAAACCUAUCCACCUCAAGCCAGAACAAUGUGAAGGUUGCGGUGUGUGGUGCCAGUGGAGGUAUUGGCCAACCUCUGUCACUUCUUCUGAAGGAGUCCCCUCUAGUCACUGAACUGUCUCUAUAUGACAUUGUCCACACUCCAGGAGUAGCUGCUGACCUUAGUCAUAUUGAGACAAAGUCCAAGGUCACAGGAUUCGUAGGCCCAGACCAAGUUAAGGAUUCCCUGAAGGGAGCUCAGGUUAUCAUCAUCCCUGCUGGCGUACCUCGUAAACCUGGCAUGACCCGAGAUGACCUCUUCAACACCAACGCUUCUAUCGUGCGUGAUUUGGUACAGGCUGCAGCAGAAGUCGCACCCAAGGCUCUCAUCGGAAUCAUCUCAAAUCCCGUAAACAGCACAGUGCCUAUUGCUGCCGAAGUGCUCAAGAAGGCUGGAGUCUACGACCCUAACAGGCUGUUUGGAGUCACUACCUUGGACAUUGUUCGAGCCAACACUUUCAUUGCCGAAGCUAAGGGUCUGGACCCCAAGGCUGUGAAUGUGCCUGUGGUUGGUGGUCACUCUGGGGUGACCAUCAUCCCUCUCAUUUCUCAAUGCACCCCUGCUGUGUCCUUCCCCCAGGACAAGUUGGAAGCGCUCACCCUCAGGAUCCAGGAUGCUGGAACAGAAGUAGUGAAGGCUAAGGCUGGUGCUGGUUCAGCCACUCUCUCCAUGGCCUAUGCCGGUGCUCGGUUUGCAUUCGCCCUCUGCCGAGCAAUCAACGGAGAAUCAAACAUUGUUGAGUGUGCGUACGUCCAAUCAGACGUCACAGAAUCCAAGUUCUUCUCUACACCCAUUCUUCUUGGGCCAAAUGGUCUCCAGAAAAACCUUGGGCUUGGUAAACUAUCAGACUAUGAGAACCAACUUCUCAAGGCAGCCAUUCCUGAGUUGAAGAAAAACAUCCAGAAGGGAGAAGAUUUUGUGCACAAGAAUUGAGUUGCCAUCAACAGGAAUUAGAAGUACAACUAAACAUAAUAAAAACUAGUCUUUGUCCGUUAUAACUGAACCAUAAAAUGUUUACCUUUAGUAUCGCUUUAAAAACUUGAAUCACUUAAUUUGUUAUUUGAUCAAUUAGAAAUGUAUCAUCGUGAGAGUAGUCUUUCCAAGUAAGUGUUAAAUGCAAUUUAUUUAAUAUAUUUACAUAUUUAGUAAAAAUCCAAAUGAUAUUAUUUUUACUUUUGUACUGUACAAACACAUGGUUUAACCACAGUUAUUUUUUUGCACUUGUUUGAACCUAUACACUAUUCUAUUGAUAUACAACUGUGUGCUGUUUGACAUGUUUUAAAUGUAGUUAAGGCUCGACUUGAGGAGGCUAAGCAUCUGUCAGGUCAGUAGAGAUUUAGGCUGGUUCUCAAUACUAUUUGUUUUCAACAAUGACUAGUUUCACCAAAUAGACUGCAUCAAUACAGUAUUCUAUAUACUUUUUCGUACAGUUUUAUUUUUUCAUAGAUUUUGCCUCUACUCAUUUUCUCUUUAUACUUAUACAAUGUAGUUUUUAUACUUUGUUUUCUUUCAAAGCUGUUUUCUCCUUAAUGCUCCUUUAUCUCUUUUCCUUAAUUUUUGUGUUAGGUUUGCCAAUUUACAUUUGUACGCUGUUUUGCUUUAUAUAAUGGUAGGACUAACACUUGUUUAAGUUUUAAAAGUGAAAAUGCCCUUGAAAAACAUUUUGGAAUUGAAUAACUGAGGUUGAACUAUGUUCCAAUUUGCAUAGAAUUUUGGUUGUGUUUCCUGUUACCUACUUUUACUGAUUAUCAAUUAUUUUAUAGACCUACUUGUAAGUUUUUGGAAGUUUGAUUGUAAAUAGUUUCACAAUUCCAUUUUUAAUCAUUCCGUUUUGAGGGUUGAAAAGGCAGUGUCUUAGGUACAUAAUAAUUGUCAUUUCAUUUUGACAAAAAGUGAUAACAUUCAUACUCAGGAACAAACUGUUCUAACCUUAUGAAACAAGUGUAAACAAAUCAAACCAAAAUUGGGUUUAGGUCUGUAAAAUAUUUGUGAAUAAAGGUUAUUUUCUGUUA